AUGGCGUUCAUGGUGAAGCACGUGGUGGGGGGGCAGCUGAAGAACCUCACCGGGGGGCUGGGCGAGGAGAAGUCCGAGGGCGAGAAGUCGGAUGCUGCUGCUAAGGGAAUGACCCAGGAGGAGUAUGAGGAGUACCAGCAGCAGCUCGUGGAGGAGAAGAUGGAGAGGGAUGCCAACUUUGCCCAGAAGAAAGCAGAACGCGCCACUGUCAGAACUCAUUUUCGAGAGAAGUACAGGCUUCCGAAGAGCGAAAUGGACGACACCCAGAUCCAGCAGGCGGGGCAGGAGGUGGAGCUGCCGCAGGAGCUGGCGAAAAUGAUCGCGGAGGACAACCAGGAGGAAGAGCAUAAACAGUCCGUCUUCGGCAAGCUGAGCAACAUCCAGAACGUGGACCUGGACCAGCUGAAGGACAAGGCCCAAGCCACGCUGGAGGACCUCAAGCAGUCUGCAGAAAAGUGCUCGGUCAUGUGAUGCGGCUUGCCGAGCCCGAGGCCGUACACUCUCUUAGUUUCUUGGUAGUUGUACGCAGAGUGCGUUCCUAACCCUACGAACAUUCCUCGACCUCAACCGCGUCUACAGCUGGGUGUUAGGUCGCGCGCCCAGCGGGAUCCUUGCAGCCCCCCCGUUCCUUAACCGCAGCGCCGGACCAAUGUCUUAGGGAAACAUUGCGAAUCCGUGCGCAACGCAGGGCAAAGAUAUUGAGAAUAAAGCGUAAAAAGCCAUCGGUUCAGAUGCCUAUUUGAGAUUCGUACUGUAAAUGUGACGAAAUAGAGCCACGUAAAGUGUCUUUCGACGUACGUGAUCCCGCAGCCUUCCGUGUGGCCCGUCCGCCUCCUUUGAGCGCACCGGGGUUCGUACGCAGCCAGACUUGCGGGCCCAGCUGGAUGCCUUACUGCAGCCCCUCGAACCAUGUGUGCUAUAGCCACCCCCCCGAAGCCCCAGCCCUUAGUCGCCCA
Messenger RNA from Scleropages formosus (Asian bonytongue), 956 nucleotides. RefSeq names its product complexin 3a (gene cplx3a). Gene Ontology annotation, biological process: neurotransmitter transport; synaptic vesicle exocytosis; regulation of neurotransmitter secretion. The transcript has 3 exons. Gene Ontology annotation, cellular component: terminal bouton; SNARE complex. The record is from RefSeq and is a predicted model, not a curated record. NCBI's taxonomy places the organism in Eukaryota, Metazoa, Chordata, Actinopteri, Osteoglossiformes, Osteoglossidae. Gene Ontology annotation, molecular function: syntaxin binding. The coding region runs from base 1 to 471 and encodes 156 amino acids.